This is a messenger RNA of Nematolebias whitei (Rio pearlfish), 2002 nucleotides long. It is a transcript of the gene tgm5l, whose product is annotated as transglutaminase 5, like. The transcript has 13 exons. The coding region runs from base 1 to 1941 and encodes 646 amino acids. Gene Ontology annotation, molecular function: protein-glutamine gamma-glutamyltransferase activity. NCBI's taxonomy places the organism in Eukaryota, Metazoa, Chordata, Actinopteri, Cyprinodontiformes, Rivulidae. Gene Ontology annotation, biological process: peptide cross-linking. The record is from RefSeq and is a predicted model, not a curated record.
AUGGGUUUCAUUGUGAUGCAGAGCCAAGCCAAAGACAAUUUCAAAUAUUUGUUCAUACGCAGGCGAGCUGCAGGAGGUGGGCUGUAUACAAUGAUGCCAGUCACUUUCUCCAGGGAGACAUUAUCUGCUCCUUGGAAUGCCUGCAUUGACUCCAACAACUCGAGCCCCCAGAAACUCUCCAUCUUCAUCUCCUCUCCUGCUUUCGCCUCGGUGGGCUGCUACAAAUUCCAGCUGUGUUUGUCCACACAGGAUGGCCGGGGGAGUUGUGUGUCUGGAAGUUUCAUUGUUCUCUGCAACCCCUGGUGUUCUGAGGAUGCUGUUUUCAUUCCGUUUGAGGAUGAGAGGGAGGAAUACGUCCUGAGUGACUCUGGGCUGCUGUUCAUGGGGACCCAGAUGAAUCCUGUGGCGAGACCUUGGUCUUUUGAUCAGUAUGAGACGGGUGUUUUGGAGGCAUGCCUGGAUCUGCUUCAAAUCAGCCCACAGCACCAGAUGAACAGAACCAAGGACUAUCUGAAACGAAACAACCCUGUCUACAUCAGCCGAGUUGUUUCUGCCAUGAUCAACAGCGAGGAUGAUCGUGGCGUCCUGAAAGGAAACUGGUCUGAAGACUUCAAAGAAGGUGUCAAUCCCUCCAAGUGGACAGGGAGUGGGGACAUUUUGAGACAGUGGGCAAAGUUUGGUCACAACCCAGUCAAGUAUGGACAAUGCUGGGUGUUUGCAGCCGUCAUGUGCACAGUUAUGAGAGUUCUUGGCAUUCCUUGUCGCGUUGUCACAAACUUCAACUCUGCUCAUGACACCAACGCCAACCUGGUGAUUGAGGAGCACUACAGCGAAACGGGGCAGAAGCUGAACCACAGCAAAGACAGCAUAUGGAACUUUCAUGUGUGGGUGGAGUGCUGGAUGACUCGCAAAGAUCUGGGGUCUGAUAUGAAUGGCUGGCAAGUUGUUGACCCAACCCCACAGCAGAGGAGUGAAGGAGUGUUCUGCUGUGGCCCGGCUCCCGUCAAAGCAAUAAAAUAUCAGCGCGUAGACCUGCCAUACGACAUUCCGUUUGUCUACGCGGAGGUGAACGCUGACGUGCACACGAUCAUCUGGAGCCAAGGUCAUGUGGUUAGCUUCAGCACAGACACAGAGAGAGUCGGAUCUUUCAUCUGCACUAAAGCCGUUGGCUUCCCAAGAUUGCAGAACAUCACGGGAGAUUACAAACCCAUCAAAAGUUCAUCUUCAACACUUUCAUCAAGAAGUUCCACAGUUUCAGACGAUUCAACGUUAAGUAGAGCAAACCCAUCCCAGGGAGUGACAGUCCUCUUGACCCUGGACAAAUCUCCAGUUGCUGGAGAGCCGAUUCGCUUCUCAGUGAAGGUCACCAACAGGCAGCGUGUGGCCAAGAAGCUCAUCAUGCACCUUAAUGCUCAGGCCAAAGAGUACAACAACAGUCCGUCUGAUACCUUCUGGGAAAAUCAUGGCGUCCUGCAGCUGGCACCCAUGGAAGCUAAAGUGCUGCAGCAGCAGAUCCAUCCAGCUCAGUAUAAGAACGUUUUGGGAGAUAAUCUGAUCAACCUAGCAGUUGUGCUGGAGGACACCACCACUCAUGAGCGUGCCCUCGCUGCAGAGGAGUUCAACAUUGCCAGCCCAGAGCUCAUCAUAAAGGUUGCAGAUAAAGACUCCAUUGUGCUAAACAAGGAGCACACCGCUACAGUAACGUUCAUCAACCCUUUCUCUCACCCAAUCAGUGGUGUGCUGACUGUAGCUGGGUCUGGGCUCAUAAAUGGCAGGACUCAGUUCAGGAUGAACUCACUGCGUCCCGGAGGAAAAGUUGAGCAACGCAUCUCGUUCUGCCCCAGCGUGAGUGGAGUGAAGAUGCUGCACGCCAGCCUGUCGCUUUCCAACACCAGCAUCACAGUCAGAGGCUUUAAGAUGGUUUCCAUCAACAGUAUUUAGAUCCCGUGAAACUUCUCAUGCGUUCUGUUACCACGAACGACGUAACUGUGAAUGUAAAUCU